GUCCGUUAUCAUUCCAGGCCGGGGUCAAACACGGGAGACCCGGUCGAAAUCGAAAGCGAGGCCACACUGACAGAUGAGUAUGCGCCGAACAUAUCCAGGUCCAGGUCAAGGCUUCCACGCAUCGUAUACGCGCUACUAUCCAGUUGCAAAUCAGGAUGAAUCAGAUGGGCCUCGACACAGACAUACUAGAGAUGAUCGGCGCCGACGGGGAAUGUGAUUAGAACAAGACGUCUGCGAACAAGAGUUGGAAAUCAUAGCCGAAGAGAGAAACUAGGCAGCUCUAGCAGAGACAAAGUUCCCGACCCGGACGUUUUGUCCAAGUCCAGAAGAGUGGGCUCGCAGAAGCGACUCUACGAAAUACGUGGCCAGCUUUCCGACGGACAGAUAACACAUCAAGUGAGACGAGAUUCGGGGACCGUCGGUGAAAUCCAUAUAUUCCGUGCCCUCGCGACGCGCGUUACAUCGUGAGAGCAUUGCUGCCGUUGAACCUUGAACUUGGAGCCACGGAGGUAGAAGAUACGAGAUAAGGAAAACGCGUCUAGGGUCUCUUGCGACCGUUCGAAGAAGCACAGAACACGGCGCGAUAGCUCUUCUAGAUGCG
Messenger RNA from Mycena citricolor, 601 nucleotides. The record is from the annotation of a GenBank genome assembly. Lineage: Eukaryota; Fungi; Basidiomycota; Agaricomycetes; Agaricales; Mycenaceae.